AUAAAUCAUUCAGCCGCUUCCCGUCGUGAAUCACAUCCGCCGGCGACUAUGAGUCGAUUACAUCCGCCCCUGUCCCUGCCCUCACUGCCGCUGUCUGCCGAAGUCUGAACGCCGAAUGCUGUGAACGGCCUUUCUAGUAAAUCGCCGUUACUUACAUAUUUUCACUUAUGCUAAAUUGAAUUAACAGCCAAAUAUUCAGGGACGGGGGCGGGAGAACUUAUUAGGUAAAAUUUUCUACUUUUAACUUUCAAUUAUGAAUUUUUGGUUUAAGUUGUUGCACUUUGUGUUUAAUUUUCACUUUGGAUAGGAAUCUGGUUUGUUAAAGGUAACUUGAGGAAUACUAUUGUUUUUAGAUGUUACUAACUUAUGACAAAUAUAUUACUGGCUGUUUUUGCGUAUGAAAAUGGCUCGAUUUGAUCUAAAAACCAAUCAAAAUAUCUCAUGUUUUUAUAUGGAGAAAUUGAAAAAGGUUGGUUUGAUUGUUGAAAAGCCAAUAAUAUAUUUGUCUUCAAGUUAUGAGAGUAAUUCGUACUCCUUACUUUUUUAAAUAUUUAAAAAAUAUGUUACAUAGAAACUUGGAAGUUUUUUGGAAAUUCAAGAAACACGUAUAUUGUGUUGUAAUAUGCAAUCUUAUUUCUACAAGAGGGACACAUUGAAAGCAAUGGAAUAGACUUGGAUUGAAAUUGAUGACCAUUGACUGAAUGAGCCAUGCAUAUUUUUGAAACAAUGGAAACUUGGAAGUUUGUUGGAAAGUAAAGGAUGGUUUUAUUUUCCAHGUCUUGGAAGUUGCGUUUGUCAUUGUGGUAGUAGAUUAUUUCUUCUAUUUAAGAGCCAAACUAGAAGGAGAAAGUAAGCAUUAUUUGUGAGCGUCUAAAAAGCCAUCAUUGUUACUAUAGUAACUAAAAUGGAGUGUUGGUGUGUGAGUAAGAUUAAAUCAUGGUUGUUGAUAUUGAUGAUGAUAGGUAGUCUCUUGAUUUGGCAAACACAAGGUGUUUGUGUAGAAGAGGAGAGAAAGGCACUCCUCGAAAUCAAAGGCUCACGUAUUGAUUCAUAUGGUAUGGACCUUCUCCCCACUUGGGUGGAUGAUGGUAGCACUAGGGGGAGGAGCGGUGGCAAGUGUUGUGAUUGGGAAAGGGUCACAUGUAACACCAUCAAUGGGCAUGUAACAAACUUGUCUUUGAGCAACAUGUUGGGUAUGGAAGAUGCAUUCGACACGAGGAUGUCAUGUCGUAUGUGGCCGUUAAAUGUUUCACUCUUUCUUCAUUUUAAAGAGUUAACAAAUCUCARUUUGUCAUGGAAUUGUCUUGAUAACAAUAUUGUGAGCACAGGACUUGAAAGGUUGUCGAGUUUGAAGAAUUUGGAGAUACUGGACCUCUUUGGUAACAGUAUUGGAAAUGACAUAUUUCCUUCAUUGGGUGCUCUGACUUCGCUCAGAGUUUUGGAUCUUGGUUUCAAUAACCUGGAAGGAUACUUCCCUGCUCUUGGCAUGUUUUUGGUCCUUGCAUACCUUCUUUAUUUUUUUGCAAUAACAUGUUGUAAAUAUGCUAAUUACAUAUAUUGAGCAACUUGCAGCUUUGGAAAACCUCAAUUUUUAUUAAGAUAACUAUGGAUUGCAUAAAGAUUUAAAAUUGCAUAAUAUUUAUUGUUAUAUUUGUUACAAUUUAAUGAAAUAAUUAAGGUGCAUGCAUGAAUAAUUCUAUUAAAGUAGUAGAUAUAUGCAAAUGUAAAUAAAAAGGUAAUCCGAGGGAAUGAAUAUAGCACGGUACAUUUUGGGUCUACUUUCAAAAUGAUCUUUGACUUUCGACUUAUAUGUUUUCCAGCUUCAAAAUUUUUUG
Messenger RNA from Cynara cardunculus var. scolymus (artichoke), 1835 nucleotides. RefSeq names its product receptor-like protein 14. The coding region runs from base 905 to 1561 and encodes 218 amino acids. The transcript has 3 exons. The record is from RefSeq and is a predicted model, not a curated record. NCBI's taxonomy places the organism in Eukaryota, Viridiplantae, Streptophyta, Magnoliopsida, Asterales, Asteraceae.